AGCCUGGGAGAGGACUGGCUUCAUGUCUUUGCGCAACCACUUCUAAAAGCCUUGGAACAAACCUUACCUAUUUAUUAUUAUUAUUGAGGUGUGAAAAGUCUUUUGCGGGGGUGAGCUGAAUGAGAACCUUUGCUGGAGCUGGCACACAGAGGAAGUCCUGAGGGGAGGGUAGACACUGGAGGGAAGGGCUUGGGACCUUCAUCAUGAGAGCUGGGUCCUUCUCCCUCUCUGCCUCUCACUAAGCUUAUGAUCUUUAGCAGUGAAAAUAAUCUUGAUAUUUAGCAGUGAAAAUAAUCUCUCUAAGGUGGGGAAAGGACACUGGUCCCUGCAGUGCUCAAUAAAUUAUGAGGAUCAAAAUAAAUUAUUAGUGAAUAUUAAUGGGAAAACUAAGAAAUUGUUAAAAUUCUCCAAUACAUUACAUUUUCAUCCACAGAAAAGUGUAGGCUAGGGAUCAUAGGGAAAUAGUUAACAAUGACAGGUAUAGUUCAAAUUAAAAAGAUGUUUGUGAGGCUGACAAAGAGGAAAUGGACACAGUUCCUGAUCCUGGAGGGUUCAUAGUCUAAUGGGGGAGGGUAGAAGAUGGCAGAUGACAGCUGGGUGUGGUGUCGCUUGCCUGUAGUCCCAGCUACUCAGAAGGCUAUGGUGGGAGGAUUGCUUGAGCCCAGGCAUUGGAGGCUGCAGUGAGCUAUAAUCCCGCCACUGCACUCCACCUGGGUGACAGAGUGAGGCCAAAAAAAAGAUUCAAGGCAGGGCACAGUCACUACCAUCAGGAAGGUUGAAACCAUGAGCUAGAUCAGGAGCUCUAAAACUUGACUACACACUGGAAUCACACCUAGGGAACUUUAAAAGGUACGAAGGUUUAGGUCCAACCUAGGUUUGCUGAUUUAACUGGUUUGGGCUGUGGCCUGAGAACAUGGAUAUUAAAACUCUCCAGGUGGUUCUAUGCAGUGGCUAGGUUUGAAGACCACUGGCUAAAUGUCCCAAAGACUAAGAGAUGUUUGCUGGGGACAAGGCAAUUCUCACAGUAGAAAGAGGCUUUCCGGACAGGAUUAUUAUUAUUGAGAAUUGAGAAUUCAUAUGCCACAUAAUUUAUCCUUUUAAAGUGUACAGCUCAGUGGCUUUUAGCAUAAUCGCAAGGUUGUGCCACCAUCACAGCUAUCUACAUGAAAAGAUUUUCUUCUUUUUUUUAGGCUAGUCAAGUGAAAUAGUGGGAGUGAGUAAGAAACAAAGACAUCCAUACUGGUUGUGAUCAAUUAGGUGUAAACACCAGUACACUCAGACCAGCCUAAGCGGGAAGAUUUUAAGGAUAUGGUGUGGUCUGAUGGGCUCCAGGCAGAGGUGACAGUGACCUGGAUUAGGGACAUGGCUUAGGCAGUGGCAUCCUGGUGGGAUAGGGUGAGGAGAUCCCAGAGCUCACUUUUACUGCAACCCUGAGGAGAUGUCACCAGAGAAAUGGGUGUGACAUUUCCCCAAACAGCAGGUUUUGGCAGCUGUGGUUUCCAUGGUAGAGUGGAAGCAUCCUGUGUGACAUUCAGCAGAUGUGGCGCUGUGCGUGGCUUGGAACACUCUGGUUACAACUGGGGCAGGCACCGUGUUUAGGAAGCUGGUGUAGUAACCUAGGCUGAAGGGAGGGAAAAGCCUAGACCAAGGCAGUGGCUGUGGGAUUGAAAUAGGGUUGGAGGAGCUGACUUUGACUCCUGGAGAUGAAGGGGAAGGAGGAAAUCAGAAGGGACCAAGGAUGGUGAUGCUCUAAAGAGAAACGGAGUAAUGUGGUGGGAGACAUGUAGAAAGUUCUUGUGGAUCUGUCACACUGGAGGGACUGUGGCCCCGGAGGUACAGAUGUCCUAAGGCAGGCUGGGAAAGGGAGUCUGGAGAGAGCUUGGUGUUAUAGUGAACCAUGGAGAGCCGCGACCUUGGCCCUGUGAUUAGCCAGGGACUGAAUAGAGAGGCGGCCCUGCGAGACCUCAGACACUUAGAGGAUAUUAUGGGGUGAAGGGGGACCUGGUUUCGAGUCGAAGGGAAGAGAAGGAGAUUCUAAAGCUGAAACGUCUAAGAGUUUGUCGUCUGAGCGGUUCUCCUGAGGCAGGUGCUGCUGAGAGGCAGAGGUGACUGAGAUCCGGAAACAAGUCUGCAAAUCUGGUCACUGCUCUCAUUGCCAGUAACGUUGUGCGCGGCUGAGGGAGUGUGUCGGGAGAAUAGCCGCGCGUUGUCUGUCCUGGAAGGAACAAGCCAAUGAGAGUCGGCCGGAUGGGGCGACCGGCGAAAGGGGCUUGGUGAGGCCCGCGCUCCUUAGGGUGGGGGUGCGGGGAUGGGUGGUGGCGAUGCAGAGAGGGCGGCAGGGCCCUGGCCAUGCUCCUCAGGUUGGAGCUGUACCCUCAGCUACUCACAGCAGGUCCCCGCUUUUGGCUGCGCUCCCAUUCGUCUGGGCCCCUGGUACCGCCGGCUACAGUUCCCCGAGUCUCAAGCCUCUAGAAAUUUCCGAGCGUGGCCCCGCCCUCUCCGCCAAGUAUGGACUAAGUGGUGCCGAAGUUGCCGCCUUCAUUUUCAUUGGAGGAGCGGUUGUUGCGCUUAAAUAUCAGCGCGGCCUUCUCCCCGGCUCCGCUCAGUCACAUGUGCUUCAGCAGCUGAGACGGUGGCGACGUCGGGCCAUGACGCUGGUUUGGGUCCUGCUGUUUCUGGCCGGCGUCUUCUCUUUUGCAGCCCCAGGAGCCGCCGCUGAGCCCCACAGUCUUGUUUAUAACCUCACAGUGCUGUCCUGGAAUGGAUCUGUGCAGUCAGGAUUUCUCGCUGAGGGACAUCUGGAUGGUCAGCUCUUCCUGCGCUGUGACAGGCAGAAAUGCCCAGCAGGGCCCCAGGGACAGUGGGAAGAAGCAGUCCUGAGAGCUGAGACCUCAAACACUGAGAUCGAGGACUUGAGAGAGAAUGAGAAGGACCUCAAGAUGACCCUGGCUCAUAAAAAGGGGCAGAAAGGAGCCUUGCAUUCCCUCCAGGAAAUUAGACUCUGUGAGAUCCAUGAAGACGGCAGCACUAGGGGCUUCCGGCAUUUCUACUCUGAUGGGAACCUCUUCCUCUCCCAAAACCUGGACACUCGGGAGUGGAACGUGUCGCAGUCCUCCAGAGUUCAGAUCCUGCCUAUAAACAUCACGAAGGUCUUGGAAGAAAAUGCAAAGAAAGCUGGCGCUGUGCUGGCAGACUGCCUGUGGAAACUACGGCGAUAUCUGGCAUCUGGGGCAGGAGUCAGGAGAACAGUGCCCCCCAUGGUGAAUGUCACCCGCCUCAAGGACUCAGAUGGCAACAUCAAUGUGACGUGCUGGGCUUCCGGCUUCUAUCCCCAGAAUAUCACACUGACAUGGCGUCAGGAUGGGGUAUCUUUGAGCCAGGACGCCCAGCACUCGGAGGGUGUCCUGCCUGAUGGGAAUGGAACCUACCAGACCUGGGUGACCAUCAGCAUUUGCCAAGGAGAGGAGCAGAAUUUCACCUGCUACAUGGAACACAGUGGGAAUCACAGCACUCACCCUGUGCCCCCUGGGAAGGUGCUGGUGCUUGAGAGUCAAUGGCCAGCCAAUCUAUAUGUUCUUGCUGCUGCUGCUCCUACUGCUGCUGCUGCUGUUAUUGGUAUUAUUCUUCGCUGGGUCCUUCAUUGCAGGAAGAAGAGAACAUCCUCUGCACAGCAUCCAGGUAAGGAGUGGCCAGCAGGGACGGCCGUGGCACCUACUCUGUCCCCAUCUCAGUGUCUCUGUCUCUCGGGCUCACUAGGGCGCGUCCAGGUGGGAGCUCGUGAGCCUGCAGGUCCUGGAUUGACACGUGGUUGGGACAGGAGACCACAGGGUUGCCACACAGCUGGGAUUUCAGCCUCUGAUGUCAGCUCCUGGGCCCACUGGCUCCACUGAGGGUGCUGAGACUCUGCAGCCAGGCGGCUGGGAUUCAGCUCCCUGCCUGGAUCUCACCAGCACUUUCCCGCUUGGUGCCUCAGUUCCCUGACCUAUGAAGCAGAGAACGUAAGAAUGGUGUCAUCUUCACCUCUGGAGAGAUCUCUGUCACUGUGUUCAGGGAAAGGACCAGCCUCACUCCCCAUGCAGAGAGGAAUCUCUGGCUGUGAUCCAGCCUGUGGAGAGUGAGGACCUCCUCCCUCUACAGUGAUGGCCAAGAACCUGCAGGUGACAGGGAAGCUUCCUCUCAGUGUGUCCUAUCAGGUUCUUCCAGGCAUCACGGAACAGACCCGGGACAUUUCCUCCAGUGACAUGGCCACACCCAGAAGUGAGGUGGCCCUGCCAGGGGCUCCUGGGGCUGCCACUUGUUUUGGAGCUCAGUGUCUGGAGAUGGGUGUGAGGAGUAGGCUUUGUGCAAAACAUAACUGUGACCCAUAAAUUAUUUUAUGCUUCUUCUUUUAAGAAGAAAUAAAUAAAAUAAAACAAGUACCAAAAAAGAAAA
This is a messenger RNA of Callithrix jacchus (white-tufted-ear marmoset), 4431 nucleotides long. RefSeq names its product MHC class I polypeptide-related sequence A. NCBI's taxonomy places the organism in Eukaryota, Metazoa, Chordata, Mammalia, Primates, Cebidae. The record is from RefSeq and is a predicted model, not a curated record. Gene Ontology annotation, cellular component: external side of plasma membrane. Gene Ontology annotation, biological process: immune response.